This is a messenger RNA of Paramecium octaurelia, 1062 nucleotides long. The record is from the annotation of a GenBank genome assembly. NCBI's taxonomy places the organism in Eukaryota, Ciliophora, Oligohymenophorea, Peniculida, Parameciidae.
AUGUCCAUAAAUUAAAAUUUUGAAUAAUUUGGUUAAGUAAUCAUUCUAUCAAUAUUCAAAGCUAUUAGAAUUGAAUUGACUAAAUUAUUAAGUGAAUUGAAUUAUAAGAAUCUUUCAUUCAAUCAGGGUAAUACCUAAAAGAGACCCUCAGAAUUAUAGCAUACUCUGAAUUGGUUUUUGAUGACUGGAAUCUUUUUAUCUGAAACUAAGUGCUGUCAGAAGACAAAAAGCCUUUCCCCAAUUUUAUCAGAUAACUUGAAGUCUAAUUUGAUAAAACAUAUUAUGCAUCAUAAAAUAUCAUCUAAUGGAAUAGGAAUCAUUUAUAAUAACAAUAAUAAUAACGAUAACAACAAGAAACAAGUGGAUUUCAUAUUAAAAGAGAAGGACCAGCUUUUGAUCUAAUUAUUUCAAUCAUCUCUAACCCUACCCUUAAAAGUAUAAACUACAUAAAACUCUCUAACAUUUGCUUGGAAUUAAAGAAGGAACCAGAUCCUAAAUCUUAUAUUGCUUUUCGGAGUAUGUGAAGGUAAGUUUCUUGAUUAUUUGAUCAGUUAAAUAAUUUAACAGACACAGAGAAUAAAUAUUCAAUAAUUGCUGAUGAAUAAUUAAAGCAACUUUUUGGGUAGGAAUGUAUUACUAUAUCUAAUCUCAAUAUGCUUCUAAAAUGUUUAUCAAGAAUCCAGAACCAAUUCUAAUCAAACAUAAUUGGGAGUUAGCAAUUAUAUUGGAUUUGAUGUUGUAGUGGAAUAAGAAAUGGGGUUAUUAACCUGAAUUGAUGCCAUUUUCUAGCUCAGAAGGUUGUGGCAGAUGAGAAUUCAGAGAAGAAGCAACAAAGGAGCAGAACACCCAUUCAUUUUCUUAAAUUAGAAAAUCAAAGGAUUUGAAAAGUAGAUUCAGAAAUAUGUAGAUUAAAGCAAGAGUCAUAAAUUAAAGAGAGAUGCUUAUUAUCAGUAUUAAAGAAGUCCUAGUUUAUUUUAGAAUAUCUAUUCUUGCAAUAGAAUUCAUAUUUGGAAUUUAUGUAAAAUGAUGAUGAGAUGCGUAAUGAAGAUCCAAAAAACAUGA